Messenger RNA from Euleptes europaea (tarantolino), 717 nucleotides. Its product is annotated as phospholipid scramblase 1-like. The record is from RefSeq and is a predicted model, not a curated record. Gene Ontology annotation, biological process: plasma membrane phospholipid scrambling. Gene Ontology annotation, cellular component: plasma membrane. Gene Ontology annotation, molecular function: phospholipid scramblase activity. Lineage: Eukaryota; Metazoa; Chordata; Lepidosauria; Squamata; Sphaerodactylidae. Bases 10 to 717 code for a protein of 235 amino acids. The transcript has 6 exons.
CCCGGUGUCAUGUGGAUGCCAGCACCACCUCCACCUCCAAACUGUCCUCCCGGAUUAGAAUAUUUAAGCCAGAUUGAUCAGAUAUUAAUUCAUCAGCAGAUUGAACUUCUAGAAGUCAUAACAGGCUUUGAAACAGCCAACAAGUAUGAAAUAAAAAAUGCAUUUGGACAAAGGAUCUACUUUGCAGCGGAGGAAAGUGACUGCUGUUCGCGAAACUGUUGUGGGGAGUCGCGGCCAUUUACAAUGACGAUCUUUGACAACUUGGGCCGGCCUGUUAUAGAGCUCAUAAGACCUCUCAGAUGCUCCUCUUGCUUUUGUCCUUGCUGCUUGCAGAAGCUUGAAGUUCAUGCACCCCCAGGCAUACCAGUCGGGUAUAUUAAACAGACUUGGGACCCUUGCUUGCCUAAAUUCACUAUCCAAAAUGAGGCACAAGAAGACGUAUUAAAAAUUGUUGGGCCCUGUAUAGUAUGCAGCUGUUGUGAGGAUAUUAAUUUUGAGGUGAAGUCCAGAGAUGAGACGUCUACAGUUGGAAGAAUUUCUAAGCAGUGGACUGGCUUUGUGAGGGAGGCUUUUACAGAUGCGGACAACUUUGGAGUCCAGUUCCCACUGGACCUUGAUGUUAAAAUGAAAGCAGUCAUGCUUGGGGCCUGCUUCCUUGUAGAUUUCAUGUUCUUCGAACAUGGAUACAGUCGGCAACAGAGAAUUGGUGUCUGGUAA